Molecule: messenger RNA, 1885 nt
Organism: Rubroshorea leprosula
Lineage: Eukaryota; Viridiplantae; Streptophyta; Magnoliopsida; Malvales; Dipterocarpaceae
Source: the annotation of a GenBank genome assembly
ACAACAACCGGUGGUACUGAGGGUUUUGUGUUUUACACUUCUACGAUCAUUCGCCUUCCUGCUGACUGCUGCUCUUUGCUUUCUUGUUCCUUCCGCUUGAGCUAUUGUCAAUAACCAUACUCGAUGUGGUACUUGUGUGUGUUUUACCACAGAUUGCUAGAUUACCGGAAACCAGAACUUGAAUCUCUUGCCGAUCUGUUCGGAGCUUUUGGAGAUAGACCCUGCUUCGAAUUCGAUAACCGGGGCAAUUCUCUUGAAUGGCGGCUUCCCAAGCACCACCACCCGGACUCCCCUUUUCAUUUCGUUGAUUUACCUUCCCAAGAUGUUGCCCGGAAUGUUGCUAACCGGAGUAUACUUGUGAAAGGAAUCUAUGAACUUUGGGGAGAAGGAAGUAACUAUGAGGAACUGGAAGAGGCUGUGAAAAGCUAUCCAGAUGAGCAGAAGUUGCCAUACUUGACAUCUGACAGCACAUUUAAGAUUAUUGUUGACAGCUUUGGAAAAGUAAUAAGUCUUCAGGAGCAAAAUAAUCGAAUACGAGGGCUUACAUAUAUCCCAUUCAAGGGGCGAGUCAAUUUAAAGAAUCCUGAUCACAAGUUCUGGCUUAUAGAAACAGAGAAUGAUAUUACAAAUAGUGGGCUUCCACCAGUAGUACAAAGGAGAAUCUUUUUUGGUAGGGAGGUUGGGAGUGCAGAUAGGAAGCUUUUACCAAUGUAUCAAUUAAAAAGCCGUACUUAUCUUGGGCCAACAGCUAUGGAUGCAGAAAUGGCUUUCUUAAUGUCCAAUCAAGCACAGGCUGCACCAGGGAAACUUGUUUUUGACCCUUUUGUUGGUACGGGGAGCAUUCUUGUUUCUGCAGCUCACUUUGGAGCUAUGACAAUGGGUGCAGAUAUCGACAUCAGAGUAGUUCGUGAUGGGCGUGGCCCUGACUGUAAUGUUUGGAGCAACUUCAAGCAGUAUGGAUUACCAAUGCCAAUUGCACUCUUACGAGCAGACAACAACCUACCUCCUUGGCGUCCUGGAUUAAAGGAGGUUUUUGAUGCAAUAAUUUGUGACCCACCUUAUGGAGUUCGGGCUGGAGGACGUAAGUCAGGUGGCCGAAAAUUGCUUAAGGGGGUUGUGGAUCCUUACAUAGUUCCUGAUGAGAAAAGGGCAGACCAUAUCCCAUCAACUGCACCUUAUAGCUUAGCUGAGUGCGUGCAUGAUUUGCUUGAUCUUGCUGCUAGGAUGCUUAUAAUGGGUGGCAGGCUUGUGUUCUUCUUUCCGGUACUGAGAGAAGAUGAUUCUGGAGAAUAUCAUUUUCUGGAGCAUCCAUGCUUCAAACUGGUUGCUGCUUCUGAGCAGAUACUGAGCUCACGUUACAGUAGAGUUUUACUCACUAUGGUAAAGACAUGCUCGUAUACUGAAGAACUUGCAGAGGCAGCAAGAAUAAAACAUUUGGAGUUCAAAGAGAAUCAUCUUAAGUGGUUAGAAGAUAGUAAUCUUCAUUCUUCUGUUUUCAGCCCAGCUGAUGUUUCAUCGGCUGAUGCAAAAAUUAGGAAAGAAUCAAAGCCAAAAUACAGAGGGAAAUAUGUAUAGUCUUGCUAUUAGUAUUAGCUGAUGACAAAAGGGUGAAGCUUUUAACUUCUGCUGAUGACAGAGAAAGGUUGAAGAUUCUGAUUUAGAAAAGCAGGCAUUAAUAUAUAUGUAAAAUGUAUCAUGCAUUGUUGGAGGUUGUCUUUUCUUUCAAUUUUUUUUUCUUAUUUUAAAUUUAGGAUGCAUUGUUACAGUUGAGACAAAAAAUCCUUAGUUGAGAAUGUGAUGUGAUGACAUGUUUUUUGAGGUGAUUGACAAUUUCUUUUUCUCUCAACGAGAACGUAAUGACAUUGUUCGGUUGCCAUUCUAGAAU